This is a messenger RNA of Pieris brassicae (large cabbage white), 821 nucleotides long. RefSeq names its product electron transfer flavoprotein beta subunit lysine methyltransferase-like. The record is from RefSeq and is a predicted model, not a curated record. Gene Ontology annotation, molecular function: protein-lysine N-methyltransferase activity. Lineage: Eukaryota; Metazoa; Arthropoda; Insecta; Lepidoptera; Pieridae. Gene Ontology annotation, biological process: peptidyl-lysine trimethylation. Gene Ontology annotation, cellular component: mitochondrial matrix. The transcript is spliced from 5 exons. The coding region runs from base 1 to 657 and encodes 218 amino acids.
AUGGCUAUUCUACUUAAAGAGUUCACAUCCCUCUUCCUUAAGCACACAAAACCUACUCGAAGUCAUCUUACACCAGAGCUUGUGCUACGGUUGGUUACUGCAGAUUGUUCUCUUUGGUCAGCACCAGCUGAUCAAUCACCAUUUAAAGAUCCCUUCUGGGGCUUUUACUGGCCUGGAGGGCAGGCGAUUGCAAGAUAUAUCUUAGAUAACGCAGAUUCAGUAAAUAACUGCAAAAUAUUAGAUGUUGGUUGUGGUUGCGGUGCUGGCGCAUUGGCAGCGGCAAAAGUCAAUGCAAAACUUGUCGUAGCAAAUGACAUAGAUUUUUGUGCCUUAUAUGCUACUAAAUUAAAUGCGGAUUUAAACGACCUUCAAGUAGAAACAAGCUGUGUCAACCUUAUUGGGGAUGAUUGUAAUGAAUUUGACGCGAUUUUCAUUGGAGAUAUGUUUUAUGAUGAGGACUUUGCAAAUCUCUUAUUUGAUUGGUUAAUCAAAUUGUCGAAGAAAAAAAUGGUACUUAUCGGAGACCCUGGGCGACAUGGAUUGACAGAUCGGAGGAGAAAGCAAAUGCAUUUACUAGCUCAAUACGAAAUGCCCAAAAUUUCAUGUAAAGAAAACAACGGGUUUACACACACAACAGUAUGGACAUUAAAUACAUAGAAUCAUACUUAGCAUUAACAAUUUGCGAUAAAAGGAAAAAAAAUAUUUUAAGUGCUUUCAAGGCCAGAGGGUCACCGUAAAUGAAUUUAAUAAAACAAUAUAUUUGUACAGAAAACUAUAUUUACUUAAGGCGUUUUAACUAUAUUUACGAUCGUUUUUAAACU